Messenger RNA from Seminavis robusta, 372 nucleotides. The record is from the annotation of a GenBank genome assembly. NCBI's taxonomy places the organism in Eukaryota, Bacillariophyta, Bacillariophyceae, Naviculales, Naviculaceae.
AUGGAUCAAGACAAGCUACAACUAGACAAUCAUCUACGACAAUUGGCAAAUCAAGCACCCAACUUUCCAGGAGCUCUACACCUGUCGCCACAAGAAUGGGAUAGCAAAUUGCAGCAGGCGAGAGGAGGAGAUGCCAUUCUACUCGAUUGUCGCAAUGUAUACGAAAGCAAUGUGGGCUAUUUUCAAGUUACUUCCACAACCUCUGCACACAACAAAAGCAGCAGCAGUCAAGAUUCUAUUACUAAUACCCUGCUCACCAAUACGCGCAAGUACUCUGAUCUGCCCAAGAUAUUGCUGCAGUCAUCUCUGACAAUCCUAUCUCGGACAAUGCAAAACAAAGAGUUUAGUCACUAUCGUAGGAAGAUCUUGUAG